CUGCAAUUCACCACUUGAGUAUCCCAAAUAUUCCAAGACCUUGAGAAUGGUAAACGCACAGCAAUUAGAACUUUUAAUUCAAUCUAAGCUACAACCUACUCAUGUUGAAAUCCAAGAUUUAUCUGGAGGGUGCGGUCAAAACUUUGUAGUAGUCAUUGUUUCGCCUUUAUUUGAAGGAAAAACAACUCUCGCUCGCCAUCGGUUUGUCAACCACGAGCUUGAGGAAAUUGUGAAACAGGUUCAUGCGUUUACGCAGAAAUGCUACACCCCAGCACAAUGGGAAUCGAUGAAGAACAACUAAAGAAAAAACAUAUGGAAGCAAUAUCUCGACUUAUAGGACACUUUGAUAGGCUGUCUAUUAUGCAUGGUUUUUUCCUACAACUGUACAUAACUAUAGAACGUUUGUAAAUGCUUGUGAAUUAUAACGCUCAAACACUUUUCUUAACCUUUACACCUUUUUUCCUCCCUUUGCUGUGUAUGCGUGGUUACCUUUCCGCUAGCGUAUUUUUUUUUUUGUCAUUACUGGUAUUAACCAGCGUUCUACCGAAAAGCAGAUUUAGUUCGGUCUUGUGGGAAAGAUAUACACACUCCUUUUGAUAAGAUUGAUUUCAUAUAUGGAUUGAAGACAACGCUUAUCCUUAGGCGUCCUGUUCAAGAAAGGUAAUCGGAUUGGAAGAUACCUUUUGUGGGAAUAAAAGACCAAACUCGAUAAGGGUUGUUAAGAUAUGAUUUAUAUACAUAAUAGUUUGGGCAUUCUCACUCUGUCAUAAACUAAUUUUGGUAGCUGCAGAGCUGUUAGAUUACAAUUUUUGUCUUUCGUCUUGGAUUUGCCGAAUGUUCAAUAUUCAUCUGUUAGCAGUCAUAGCUCAAGUUCUGUAUUCAUAUAAUUAUAGAGACGAAUAAGUAUAAAAACCCGUUUAUUCUUCCCAA
This is a messenger RNA of Schizosaccharomyces cryophilus OY26, 930 nucleotides long. Its product is annotated as BolA domain-containing protein. The transcript has 3 exons. NCBI's taxonomy places the organism in Eukaryota, Fungi, Ascomycota, Schizosaccharomycetes, Schizosaccharomycetales, Schizosaccharomycetaceae. Gene Ontology annotation, molecular function: 2 iron, 2 sulfur cluster binding. Bases 47 to 301 code for a protein of 84 amino acids. Gene Ontology annotation, cellular component: cytosol; nucleus. Gene Ontology annotation, biological process: intracellular iron ion homeostasis. The record is from RefSeq and is a predicted model, not a curated record.